This is a messenger RNA of Juglans microcarpa x Juglans regia, 1858 nucleotides long. RefSeq lists its product as uncharacterized. The transcript is spliced from 2 exons. Bases 822 to 1613 code for a protein of 263 amino acids. NCBI's taxonomy places the organism in Eukaryota, Viridiplantae, Streptophyta, Magnoliopsida, Fagales, Juglandaceae. The record is from RefSeq and is a predicted model, not a curated record. Gene Ontology annotation, molecular function: nucleic acid binding.
AUCCACUUUUAGGCUUAGGAGUGAUAAAUUGGAAGCCAUCACUAGCUAAAAUUCAAAAGAAAUUAGCGGGUCGGAAAGGUAAGUUACUUUCCUUUGGUGGCAAAAUUAUUUUAAAUAAGCAUAUUUUGAAAAGUAUGUCUAUUCACAUGCUUUCAGUUAUGAAUUUGCCUAAGGGGGUUUUGUCGGCGCUCAAAGGAAUUUUUUUCAAACUUUUUAUGGGGUUCAACCAUAGAAAAUAAAAAGAGGAAGUGGAUUUCGUGGUUAGGUAGAGGAAGGGAGGCUUGGAAUACGGGAUUUAUCAGAGAUUCAAACUUCUUUGCUUAUGAAGUUCACAUGGAAAAUUAUUCAAGGCAAUUCUUUGUGGUCUAAUUUUUUCUCUACUAAAUAUGUGGGUGAUGCUCACAUUUCUUCGAUCAUGAAUCUAAGAAGGGGAUCUCGGUUUUGGAAAGGGAUUAUGCGAUUAAUGCCUAUAGUUUUGGAUAAUUCCCGAUGGGUGCUUCGUAGUGGUCAUUCCAAUUUUUCAUUCGACGACUGGCUGGGAGAUGGGCCUUUGGCGGAAAACAGUUUAGUGGUAGGUGAUACUGGGUUGAAGGUGUGGUCCCUAUGGUUUGAUUUAGGGUGGAAUGUUGAGAUGUUGCAGAAUCUUCUCUGAGCAGCUGAUGGAGAAAAUGGUUCACUCGGGUAUCAGAUUGAGGGAAGGAGAGAAUAAAUGUAUUUGGGUGUCUUCGGUGGAUGGGGAUUUCUCAACUAAGUCAGCGUGGCAGCUUGUGCAAAAAAAAUGAGAAAUUUGUCUUUGGCGCAGGUGGUUGUGGCAAGAUUUAAUGCCUAAAAAAAUGUCAUUUUUCUGUUGGAGGGCUAGACAAAAAGCAGUUCCAGUUGAUGAAGUUAUUCAGCAGCUGGGCAUCCCGUUGGCGUCAAAAUGUUGUUGUUGUGGUGUGCCAAAUAUUGAGACUUUAGACUAUGCUCUUUGUGAGGGGAAGUGGCCGAAAAAAGUAUGGAGGUAUUUUUCUGCUCUGUGGGAUUCGAUUGCCAGGUUUCUUGACUUGCGAUGGGAUGAUGAAUUUUUGGUGGGGACGUGCGGCAACUUCAUCUCAGGCUGGCUGGGUUCAUGUGCAUCUCGGAUGGAGGGUGUUAGCUAUGAUUGGAGGGCCGUUAUGCGAGUUGUGAAAGUGAAUUUAAGGGACAUAUCAAAUAGGUUGUGGCACUUCAAAAAGAUGGGAGCUAAUGAUUUGUUAGUUUUGCAGAAACUAAAUUGUCCGAUCAUUCCUGUUCGUGAUAAAUUACCAAGAUUGAUUGCAUGGAAGCCGCCGGAUGAGAGGUUGUUUAAACUUAAUGUAGAUGGCAGGUCUAGUGGUAAUCUAGGUAGGUCUGGUUGUGGAGGCAUAAUUCAUGACUAUCAAGGUAACGUGGUAGCAGGUUUUGCUCACAUUUAUGGGCAUGCGACGAAUACUAUUGCCGAGUGUCGUGCUCCAUUUGUGUCACUCGCUUGGUUUGAGAAAUUUAUUAAUAGAAUCAGAUUCAAGUGUUGUGAUGGGUUGGUUAGCUUCCGAGAUAUGUAUAUAUUGGUUUCUUUGAAAUUUUUAGGAGGUAAAAGAGUUUGUUCAUUUGCUUAAUAUUCAGUUUCGACAAAAUUUUAGAGAGACUAAUAUGACAGCAAAUGUUUUGCAAAAGAAGGCACGAAGGGUAGAAUUUCAGAUUUUAUUGGUGACACAUCUGUGCAAGGACGUUUCUGGAGCAUUGUUCGGCUAGAUAAAUUGGGCAUUCCUUGUAUUCGAUAUUGAUUUAUUUUAUUGUACAGAAACGUUGUAAGAAUGGUUUCCCUCCGCCUCAGUGAGGAGUUUUAAUAAUAAGAGACUAG